GUAGGCAGCGGAACUCGAAAGCUGCUGUGUAAUUGUAAGGUUUAGCUGCUGGAGCGAGCCAAUUUUCCUCUGACACAAACAUUUUCUUACUUUAUUAAAUAUGCCGGAUUACCUGGGAGAGGACCAGAGGAAGACCAAGGAAGAGGAAAAGGAUGACGGACCCAUUCGAGCUCUGGAUGAAGGCGACAUCGCUUUGCUCAAAACAUAUGGUCAAAGUACUUACUCCAGACAGAUCAAACAGGUGGAGGAUGACAUUCAGCAGCUUCUCAAAAAAAUCAACGAGUUGACAGGCAUUAAGGAGUCGGACACAGGCCUGGCUCCACCAGCGCUCUGGGAUCUGGCUGCUGACAAACAGACUCUUCAGAGCGAACAGCCACUCCAGGUUGCAAGAUGCACAAAGAUCAUUAAUGCCGACUCAGAGGAUCCCAAAUAUAUCAUCAAUGUGAAACAGUUUGCUAAGUUUGUGGUGGACCUGAGUGACCAGGUGGCUCCAACUGACAUUGAGGAGGGCAUGAGAGUUGGGGUUGACAGGAACAAGUACCAGAUCCACAUUCCUCUGCCUCCAAAAAUCGACCCCACUGUCACUAUGAUGCAGGUGGAGGAGAAGCCUGAUGUGACUUACAGUGAUGUGGGCGGAUGUAAAGAGCAGAUUGAGAAGCUGAGAGAAGUGGUUGAAACUCCGUUGCUCCACCCUGAAAGGUUUGUGAACCUGGGAAUUGAGCCCCCUAAAGGUGUGCUGCUCUUCGGACCCCCUGGUACUGGAAAGACCCUCUGUGCUCGUGCUGUCGCCAACCGCACUGAUGCCUGCUUCAUCAGAGUCAUUGGAUCGGAGUUGGUACAGAAGUAUGUCGGAGAGGGAGCCAGGAUGGUCCGAGAGCUGUUUGAAAUGGCCAGGACCAAAAAAGCUUGUCUGAUCUUCUUUGAUGAAAUUGAUGCCAUUGGAGGCGCUCGUUUUGAUGACGGCGCUGGGGGAGACAAUGAGGUUCAGAGGACUAUGCUGGAGCUCAUCAACCAAUUAGAUGGCUUCGACCCUCGAGGCAACAUCAAAGUUCUGAUGGCCACUAACAGACCAGACACUUUGGACCCGGCUCUGAUGAGACCUGGACGUCUGGACAGGAAGAUAGAGUUCAGUCUGCCUGACCUGGAGGGACGCACCCAUAUAUUUAAGAUCCAUGCCCGUUCUAUGAGUGUGGAGAGAGACAUUCGCUUUGAGCUUUUGGCUCGCCUCUGUCCCAACAGCACUGGUGCUGAGAUCCGCAGUGUGUGCACAGAGGCAGGCAUGUUUGCCAUCAGGGCUCGCAGGAAGAUCGCCACAGAGAAAGACUUCCUGGAGGCUGUGAACAAGGUCAUCAAAUCCUACGCCAAGUUCAGUGCCACCCCCAGAUACAUGACCUACAACUGAGCAAAAUGUUUGCGUUUCCUGAUUUGGUGUUUCGCCGUCUGAAUACAAAAGUCGAACAUGUAGUGUUUUUGUUUUCAAGUAAAAAUAAAGUUUAUUCCAGA
Molecule: messenger RNA, 1503 nt
Organism: Cyprinodon variegatus (sheepshead minnow)
Lineage: Eukaryota; Metazoa; Chordata; Actinopteri; Cyprinodontiformes; Cyprinodontidae
Gene: psmc2
Product: proteasome 26S subunit, ATPase 2
Exons: 12
Coding region: 101-1402 (433 amino acids)
Biological process (GO): proteasome-mediated ubiquitin-dependent protein catabolic process
Cellular component (GO): proteasome regulatory particle, base subcomplex
Molecular function (GO): proteasome-activating activity; ATP hydrolysis activity; ATP binding
Source: RefSeq, a predicted model, not a curated record